AUGUGGCGCUCGUGGCUGCGCGCGUCGGCCCCUGCGGCGGCACUGGCCGUUGGUCUUACGCCCGCCGCCGCCGCCUCCUCCGCGCGUUGCGAGCCCGUGCAGCGCGCGUCCGAUGGCCCGCCGGGCGGCGACAAGAUGCGGCUGACGCGCCGCUUCACGCGCCGCAAGCAGACCAAGCACCACAGCUACGUGAUCGUGGGCUCGGGCACGGCGGCCAACGCGGCCAUCGAGGCCAUCCGCCAGGAGGACGCCAGCGCCGACAUCCUCGUGCUCAGCGACGAGAACGCGCUGCCCCGCCUCGACUUCGGCGCGCACGCCAAGGACGCAGCGAGCGCGGGCGACAGCGACGACGAGGAGGACGCGGAGGAGCCGCUGGCGCCCGCGCUGCUGGAGAGCUACAACGAGUGGCGGCGCCACCUGAGCGCGCGCUUCGAGGAGGACGCGGCGUCCUCCGCGUCGCCCGCCAGCGGCUCGCCGCCACUCACGCUGCUGCUGGACAAGCGGCCGCUCGAGUUCGACGUGGAGAAGAACCGCGUGCUGCUGGGCGACGGCACCGAGGUGCGCUACGAGCGCUGCCUCAUCGCGUCGGCCGGCCGGCCGCGCCACUUCUACGUGCUGGACAGCGACCGCGUCUCGUACGCGCUCAAGGACCGCGUCAACACGUGCACGACGCGCGCGGACUUCGCGCGGCUGGACCAGCUGGCGGCCGGCGGCUCCGAGGAAGGAGGUUGCGGCGUGCAGAGCGUGCUGGUCAUCGGCGCGGGCUUCCUGGGCUGCGAGGUGGCCUGCGCGCUGGCCACGGACGAGCGCAACGACCACCUCAAGACCAAGCUCGUGUUCGUGGAGCACGCGCCCGCCGCGCGCACGCUGCCGCCGUAUCUGGCGGACGAGUUGGCGCGCCGCCUGAGCCGCGCGGGCGUCGAGGUGGUUCCUGACAGGCUGGUCACGAGUCUGCGGCCGAGCGUGGACGACGACGACAACGAGAGCGAUAGCGGCGUGACCGUCGGCGUGCUGGGCAAGGACAAGCCCGAGGCGGCGCUGGACGCGGACUAUGUGGUGCUGGCCUCGACCCACACGGACCCGUCCCCGACGCUGCGGAUGGGGCGGGCCACGCGCGCUGGCGGAGGCCUCGAGCGCGACGAGAAGAACGGCGGACUGGUCGUGAACGCGCAGCUGGAGGCUGUGUCGGGCCUCUUUGUCGCUGGCAACGCCGCCAGCUACUACGACCCGUACUUGGGCAGACGGCGAGUCGACCGAUACGACCACGCAGUGAACAGCGGCCUCACAGCGGGGCGCAACAUGGCCAGAUCUCUGCGCGGCGCCGGCAAGAUGAAGACGUACCGACACCAGCCUCUGUUCCGCAGCCACCUCACUGGUGUAGGCGUACUUAUUGAGGGAAUCGGCGAGGUGGACUCUUCGCUGCGCACGGUGGGCGUCUGGGUGCAGCCGCCCAACAUCAGUGCCGGCUCCAACGGUGGCCGAGGAAUGCCCUACGAGCGCGGCGUCGUGUACUACCUCAAGGGCAACAAGAUCAUGGGCAUCUUGCUCUGGAACGCCUCGGACGUGCUGGAAAGCGCGCGCCAGCUCAUGCUCUCGCGGCCGGAGAUCCGCGACAACGUGGUGGAGGAGCUCAAGCACACCAUCUCGCUCGCGCCGAACGACUGGCUGCACGUCGUGUCCACUUAA
Phytophthora sojae is the source of this 1686-nucleotide messenger RNA. RefSeq lists its product as hypothetical. Gene Ontology annotation, cellular component: mitochondrion; cytoplasm. The record is from RefSeq and is a predicted model, not a curated record. The transcript has a single exon. Lineage: Eukaryota; Oomycota; Peronosporomycetes; Peronosporales; Peronosporaceae. Bases 1 to 1686 code for a protein of 561 amino acids. Gene Ontology annotation, molecular function: FAD binding; NAD(P)H oxidase H2O2-forming activity; protein dimerization activity. Gene Ontology annotation, biological process: mitochondrial respiratory chain complex assembly; programmed cell death.